GUUUGGUCUAGAUCUAAAUUUGGAAGCCUUUAAAGGCGGAUCGACAGUCUGAUGGUCUUCAUGCGCUUCAGUCUUCUACUUGGGCAAUACAUCUUUUCUGAGGAGCUCGCAAGUGCAUCACUAUGAAUUGUCCAGAAAUGGCUAACUCACAUGAUGAACCGGAGAAGAAGCUACAAGAUUCAAAUGGAACACCGAUGUGUGACUUACGUGAUGAACUGGAGAAGAAGCUACAAGAUUCAAAUGGAACACCGAUGUGUCUUCGUCUAGAAUUUUUGAAAGCCAUCACAUGUAAUUUUUCCACUGAAUCAGAACUUGGCAGAGGUGGGUAUGGAGUGGUUUACAAGGGAGUUCUUCAGAGUGGGAAAAUCAUUGCCGUGAAGAAGCUUUUUGAAAUACAUCUACUCGACGAUAAAACGUUCCAGAAUGAAGUCACUUAUCUUAUGGAGACCAGGCACCAAAAUAUUGUACAAUUUAUUGGUUACUGUGCUGAAUCAACUUUCGAAUUGAUGAAACAACCUAAUGGGAACUUUAUUUGGGCUGAAAUACCAAAAAGGUUGCUCUGCUUCGAGUAUGUAUGCAACAAAAGCCUUGACAAGUAUAUUUCCGAUGAAUCUUCGGGCCUUGAAUGGAAUAUCAGAUACAAGCUAAUCAAGGGAAUUUGCAGCGGUCUGCAGUUCCUUCAUGACAAAUGCCGUAUCGUUCAUCUGGAUCUUAAGCCUGAAAAUAUAUUGAUGGACUCUAUGAUGAUGCCGAAAAUCACAGAUUUCGGUUUGUCGAGGAUCUUUGGUGAGCAGCAAACACGAAUUGUCACUGCUAAACCUGCAGGAACACGUGGAUAUAUGGCACCAGAAUACUUACUUCAAGGUGUAGUCUCAAGCAAGGCAGAUAUCUUCAGUCUGGGUGUCAUAGUUAUAGAGAUUAUCACAGGCCGUAGAGACUAUCCACUUUUCCAGCAAGACAGUCCCCACAGUACUGCUACAUCUUGUCAGCAUUUCGUAGAGAAAGUACUUACAAGUUGGAGAAAGAAAUUCAAAUCCGCAUCGAAGUAUAUAUCAAUGGAAAAAUAUAGCCAACAAGUAGAACUAUGCAUCGUUAUAGCCCUAGCAUGUGUGGACCCUGUUAUGGAGAAAAGACCUACAGCAAAGGAUAUAGUCCAAGUGCUCAAUGCAGCUGACCAGAUGGAAGCCCGCGAAGAGUUGCCUUUUGAAAUGCAGUGCAAGGACAGGUUGCUGGUUCUACACACUACUAUAAGCAAGGAACUGAUACCACACAGUAACAGUGAAGACAUGUUCGGCAAAGAGACUGAUGGUAAAGUGGGGGACGUGAAAAAACAACAGGAGGGUUGGUCACCGACAACACCCUUGUCAGAGUCAAGCACAUGCACUCAGAAUCACAAACAGGCAGUGAAGGAGUCUAGUACGCCAGAACAAGCAAAUGAGAAAACCAAUGAGAUGGAGGCCCAUGAAGAGUUGACAUCCAAUACGCUGUACACGGACAAGCUGCUGGUACAAAACACUGCAUGCAAAGAUCUCACACCCCUGAGUGUCACAGAAGAUAUGUUCAACUACAGGAUAGAUGGCAAAGUGGUGGAUGAGACUACUUGUGAGGGUUUUUCACCAGCGCCUUUAUUGGAGUUGAGUACAAACAAUCAGAAUUAUCAAGAAGAAGAGAAGGAAUCUAGCAAGCCACAAGUAGCUAGUGGUACAACACCUAAGGGUGGUCUACCCACGUGUUUGUGCGUGCGCGGUGGUUGUGGUGUGCAAAGUUUGGAUUUCGCCCGAAAUUUUCAAAUUUCAGGCGAAACACACCCAUUUCGUUCAGGGCCGAUAAUUGCAAUCUGUAGCAAACUUCUCGAUGUCCACCCACCCGAGCUCAACUUCCCCGUCGAACCCAACAAGUUGGUCACAUGUUCACUGCAUCUAACUAACAGAAAUAAUAAUCAAGUGGUGUUUAGGCUUAUGGAGAAGAGAUAUAACUGGAUGUGCUUUCUGAAGCUGCCACUAUAUGGCAUUGUGCCCCCGAGGUCAACUUACACUCUUGUUGUGACAACUGAUAAAAGGGGAAGCUUGCCAACAGAAAGAGAGGUUGAUUUAAUACUGCAGACUGUUAUAAGUAAUGAGUAUAUCACGCCUUAUAAAAGAGGACAUGAGUGGGACAAUUAUUUUGAGAAAGCUAAAAAGGUUGAGAAAGUGGUGCAUACGGUCCCCUUGAAAGCUAUUUAUUCUCAGAAGGGGAAGAUGUCUUGUGAGGUGGAAGCCUGUGAAGAGUUGCCAUUGGAUAUGCAGUGCACGGACAAGUUGGUUGUAAAUACUUUGAGCAACGAUCUUGCACCCCAUAGUGAAUUGGUGGAUGAGGUGAAAUCUGAUAGGGGUUUGUCACCAACACACUUGUGGGAGUCAAGCAUACACAAUCAAAAUUGUCUAGAGGGGGCACAAUCAGCACAUGACAUAACCACUGAGAUUGAGAUGGAAGCCCCUGAAGAGUUGCCGUCGGAUAUGCAGUACACGGACAAGUUGCUGGUACUAAACACUACUAAAUGCAAGGAUCUAACAAUGCCGAGUGUCACGGAAGACUUGUUCAAGAACGAGAUAGAUGGCAAAGUGGUGGAUGAGACUUCAUCCCAACUGUCACGGAAAACUUGUUCAAGGACGCAUUUAUUGGAAUCGAGCACAGUCAGUCAGAAUUAUCAAGAGGAAGUGAAGGCCACCAGUGAGCCACAACUAGCUAGUGACACAACAGCUGAGGUGGAAGCCUGUGAAGAGUUUCCAUUGGAUAGGCAGUGCACAAACAAGUUGGUUGUAAGUACUGCGAGCAAGGAUCUCGCACCCCAUAGUGUGACUGAAGACCUGUUCAUCAACAAGACAGAUGGUAAAUUGGUGGGUGAGGUGACGUCCGAUGAGGUUUUGUCAGACCUACAAUGGGGGCAAGCAGGGGUGGUGGGCGCCCCGGGUCUCCGGCGGUGGGUCAGGGUAUGUCCUCUGCCCAACAACCAGCAGGUGCAGCGGCAUCAAGCACCAUCGUCGCCGGUUGCCCCGGUGAUUUUGUGUGAAUCAAACAUAGGCAAUGGAAAUUAUCCAGAGGGGGCAAAGGAUUCUAAUGAGACACACUCGGCACAUGACACAACCACUGAGACUGAGGUAAUCCCAGGCUCCAGCACCAUUCUUGACGUCUGCCCACUUGAGCUCCACUUUAGCUUCCAACCCAACAAGUUGAUCCCAUGCUCACUCGAACUAACAAACAACACAGUUGAAAAUUUGGUAUUUGUGCUCAAGGAGAAGAGCGAUAACAAGUCAUCUUUCUUAUGUCUGCCCUUGUAUGGAAUUGUUGCCCCGAGGUCCACUUACACUCUCGUUGUGACAAUCAAUAAACACAAAAACCUACCAGAAGAAAGAACCAUAGAUUUAAUCCUGCAGAGCAGUACAAUUGGUGAUGAUUCAUUAUGUAGUGAUGCCAAAUACAUUUGCAAAGAACGUUUUAAGGACGUCAACGAGUUAGGGAAUACGGUGCACAAGGUGUCAUUGAAAGCUGUUUGUGCCUCACAAGGAGAGACGACAUUCGAGCACGCAACCCUCCCUCUAAUAAAGAUCAUAUCGGUGGAGGAUACAGAUUCGCUCCAUUCCAUGGAUGCAAAUCAGACAGAACCAUUAAUUGUAACAGGUUCAUUUGGGUAUGUUCACAUGCAGAAUUAUGGCCUACAGGAAUCGGUAGGUUCGGUUGAAGCCUCAAGCUCGCAAAUAGUUUGUGUUAAAUUCAUUACUCGAAAGAGAUGGUUUCUGGCUGGGUCAAGUGAUGGUUUUGUUCAUGUGUACGAGUAUGAAAAUAAAAUGGAAAAAAUCACGAGUUUCAAAGCUCACAAUCUUGGUGUUCGUUCGCUAGCCAUUCAUCCGACCCAGCCGUAUGUGCUGUCAGGAUCUCGUGCACGAAUAAGGCUUUGGGACUGGGACUGGAAGUGCAUACGAACAUUUGAAGAACACUGGGGCUAUGUUUGUGGAGUCACAUUUAACUCAGAGGACCCCAACAGUUUUGUUAGUUUUACUGAUAGUUUGAAGGAUCACACAAUACAGGUUUGGAGUCUUGAUUCUACCAAAUACAAGUAUAGUCUGUCUGGGCAUUCGCAUAACGUGAGGUGCCUAGAUUUCUUCACAUGUGACAGUCGGAAGUAUUUGGUUACUGGCUCUUUGGACAAGACCGCCAAAAUAUGGGACAUGCAGAAGAAUGAGUGUGCUCGUACACUACCGCAUAGAUCCGCAGUUCUUUCCGUCGUCUCCCAUCCCAAUCUUCCCGUUCUAAUAGCAGGUACAGAAGACGGUCAUGUUUAUUUGUGGUGCUCCGUUAAUUUCAGGCUCAAGAGGGUACUGAACAUUCAUGGCCGUGAAAGGGUCGAAGGUCUGGCAUGUUUGGCAGGGUCGCGAAGGGUCGCGGUUGCACAUAACGAUGCACUAUCAGUGAUUGAAAUUGGCGAUGAAGAACAUGGUGGUGGCGAGGGCAAGAGUGAGGAGUCUGUAUCAGCAGCAGAUUGGGAAAUCCUGUUGGAUACAAACGUGGAGAGCAUGCAUGCAAGAAAGAAAGAAAAAGCUAAAAAAUGCUGACACCAACAUGAUGUACGGGACUUCUGACAGUCUUUUUGCAAAUUUGUGGGACCACCUGAGAUUACCAUUGGACCUCAGAUCCAACGGGUCAUAAGCUCCUGGAGCAUGGGAGAAUGCUCCCUCCCAUAGCACCUGAUAUUCUCAGGUAUUCUGAGAUCUGAAGAUUUGGAUGGUUGAGUGCUUGGAGCGCAACAAGGCAACUCUAUCGCCAAGAUUAACUCUUGGUACGCACGACUAAGCUGCAGGGAGUAGUUAGAGCUUGAGAGCAGAAAAAUGAUCUGGCUAGGUGGUGUUGUUGCUUGAGAGUUGCUCUCUGCUGCUCGACAGUCGACAGUCCAAUGUAUAAUGUGUAAAUUAUUAGUUUCAUUGAUUUCUUUGGACUAUCGUAACGAUGUAUAUUACUGUAA
Triticum aestivum (bread wheat) is the source of this 4996-nucleotide messenger RNA. RefSeq lists its product as uncharacterized. The coding region runs from base 123 to 4589 and encodes 1488 amino acids. The record is from RefSeq and is a predicted model, not a curated record. Lineage: Eukaryota; Viridiplantae; Streptophyta; Magnoliopsida; Poales; Poaceae. The transcript is spliced from 23 exons. Gene Ontology annotation, molecular function: protein binding; ATP binding; protein kinase activity. Gene Ontology annotation, biological process: protein phosphorylation.